This is a messenger RNA of Staurois parvus, 538 nucleotides long. The record is from the annotation of a GenBank genome assembly. Lineage: Eukaryota; Metazoa; Chordata; Amphibia; Anura; Ranidae.
AUGCACAAGAGGUACCUGGAGCGCUCCAGCUGAUCCGCGGAGAGAGCUGGCGGGAGGACGAUGAGGUGCUGGAGAAACAGCUGUACUCCGACGCCCAGGAAUGUCUCAGCCUUCUGUCGCAGCGUCUGGGAACUCAGAAAUUCUACUUCGGGGACUGCCCCGCCUCCCUGGACGCACACAUCUUCAGCCACCUCGCCCCAAUCCUGAACGUCAAACUGCCCAACAACCGCCUCCAGCAGCACCUGAGAUCCCUGCCCAACCUGUGCCAGUACUGCACCUCCAUCCUCACCAUCUACUUCACCCGGGACUGCGAGACCCUCCCCCGCAUUUCACCAAAGACCCCGACAACCGAGUCUCCAGACCUCGAGGGACGAGCCCCAUAAGAGGCGGAACCAGGUCCUGUCGGGUGGCGUUCGGCGUGAUGGCGAUGAUCAGCUACGCUCUGCUCAGCGGAAUAAUCUCUAUACACCGCGCGUCGGGGGGCGGGGCCCUGGAGCCCGCCAUCGCCAUGGAGGACAAUGAGGAGGAGGAAGACUGA